AUGUUCGCCACGCCUACGCGCCAGACCAGGUCGUCCAGCCGACUCAGCGCGGGCCGCGCCGAGAGUGCCAAUCCACAAGACCGCAGCACCCCUCAAAGAGACCGUGCCGCCAAUCGCUACCUCCGCUCGCCCUCCCAGGUCCUCCGCAUGUCGCCGCCCGGCACCAAUAGCCGCUCAGUCCUCGACGGCAAGAGGCCGCCCGUCCGCAUCAAGGAGGAGACCGAAGAAGAGGAACACUCGAGCCUGCGCGACGACGCGCCCGACGCCACUUCAUCCACCACCAGCUUCAACCGCAGCAGAAACAACCGCCUCACGCUCCAGCCCUCGAGCUUCUUUGUCCGCGAGCGCUCCAACGGCAACCUGCCGCAGCAGAACUCGUUCAGCUCUGCCGGCAACACGCUCGGCGGUCCGACCAACCAGCUCCUACGCGGUGCACAGAAGCCCAGCUACGACCCCUACUCGCCCUCGCACUCGCGCACCUCGGUCGGCAUGCACUCGAUCCUCUCGAGCGAGCCGGACGACUCGCGCAGCCUUGCGUACGACUACCAGGCAGAGGAGCGCCUAGCCGCCGAGCUCGAGGCCGAAGAGAUGGAGAGGAGCGCAGCAGGCCCCAGCCGUCGCAACGGUCGAGAGCACAGCGACGACGACGACGACGACAGUGACGACGGUAGCGAUGCUACGUCUGCGGGCGAGGGUGAGGGGCGAGCAGGGCCAUCGUCGGCGGCCGAUCGCGCCAACCGGCGGAGACGGCCAAGGACGUCCAAGGACAACCUCCCCUACCGUCCCGACUCGAACGACGAGGACCGCGAUACGGACGGCUCGGACGGCGGCCGAAAGCACAGCCACCGGCGCCGCUCCCGCAACGACUGGCCAAAGAUGCGCGAGGGCCGCGACGACAACAAGAUCUGGUGCGGGCAGAAGAAGAAGCGGCGCUCGCCCCGCAAGAAGGACGAGAACGGCAACGACCUGCCGGACGACUCCUUUGCCGGUACCACGCACGGCUCUUUCCUCGAUGAUACCCCACCGACGACGACAGCGGCCGACGCGACACAGCUGCUAUCCAAGGCGGUCGAUCCUACGGCGCAGAAGACUGGCACCGGAGCGGGACAGGAAGAGGACAUCGGUAGCUCCGUUCCUUCUGCCGUCCGCACCUUCGUCUUCGGACUCGCCUCCCUCAUCUUCUCAGCGCCACUGAUGGUUGCGAACCAGGCUUUGCAUCGGCUUCAAGCGCUCGGCAUCGCACGGGCGCUGACGUGGAUCGUCGUCCCCCUCAUAGGCCUGGUGCUUCUGCGCGCCGCUACCGCCCCGAGCAACUGGGGCAGCGAGAACCCCAUCAUCGUCGACGACGUCCCGAGGUCCUCGGGCUUUGACCUUUUCGGCCUCUUGUCCUCGCGAACGUCAUCCCGCGUGCUGACGCCGCCCGACGAGCCCCCGACGAGCUUCUCGGACCUGACGGACCGGCUCACGAACCUCGAGGGCGCCUUCCAGAAUGAGCACGAGCGCGUCGAGCAGCGCUUCCGCGCCCACGACAAGCGUAUUUCCCGCCUCGAAGAUGCGUCGGACGCGGCGGCGCAGCAGAUCGAGCGGCUCAGCGCCCAGCACGAGGGGGCCAGUGCUAAGCUUGACCGUCUCGAGAGCGCGCUGGCCGCGCGGGACGCCAAGCUCGGCGAAGAGCUCCGCCUGCUCAAGGGUCAGCACGACAAGCUCGAGCAGCGAACGACCAAGGACUCGAAGGCGAAUCGGGCGGAGCGAAGCCGCCUGCAGAGCCAGAUGGCCAAGGUCGAGGCGGAGCUGCAAAGGACGCGCAGCCUGGUCGAAGGGCUCGGCGAGGCGCAGAGGAAGGGCGAGCUGGCCCUCGCCGAGUUCCGCGAGCUAGUCAAGCCGCUGCAGCAGCUGCUGCCGGCGCAGAUGCCCGUCCGCUCCGACCCAAAGACGGGCAGGAUCCACAUCGAGCCGUCGUUCUGGAAGGAGCUCAAAAAGGUGUUUGCCACCAUCGACGGCGACUCCAAGUUUCUCUCGGUGCCCGAGACGGCGUGGGAGGGUUUCCUGCGCGCCAACCAGGCGGCCAUCACCGAGCUCGUCGCCGAGCAGGUCGACCAGCGCACCGCCAAGGUGCUCGAUCGCGACACAUUCGUGCGCCUGCUCAACAACGAGGCGGAGCGGAUCAAGGUCGAGAUCUCGGAGCAGCUCAGCAGCGCCAGCCCGCGCCCCGACCGCGAUGCGCUGGUCGCCAUGAUCGCGCCGGAGCUCGACGUGCGCCUCGAGCGCGCCAAAGACGAGCUGUCGGAUCGCUUCAACGACAACGUCGAGGCGCUGCAGAACGAGAUCCUCGCCAAGGUGCGCAAGCAGAACCAGAUGUAUGAGGAGGCGGGCUCGUGGAGGCCCAAGGGAGCCAAGCUGCCCGGCUCCGGCACCGGCAGCAGCAGCAGCAGCAACAACGGGGCCAGUGGCGACGAUCUGAGCCGCAUCGCGUUUGGUCCGGGAGCCCUGCCCCUGUCGAAGGUGGACCUCAAGCUCAAGGACGGUACCGACCUCAAGGGAUCCGUCCUGGCCCUCAUCGACGCCGCGCUCGAGCACUACUCGGCCGACCGGAUCGGGCUGCGCGACUACGCACUCUAUUCGGCCGGCGGCCGCAUCGUGCCCGAGUGGACCACCGAGACCUACGCCUACGACCCGUCGUCUUCGUGGGGCGCCCGGUGGAUGCCCUCGUUUGGCAGCCGCACCAAGGGUUCCCGCCCGGCGGCUUCGUCGUCUGCCAAGCCCGGCGCUCCGCAGAGGGCGAUCCGUGGACGGCCGCCGCUCGUGGCCCUGCACCCAGACACGUCGCCGGGCAUGUGCUGGUCGUUUGCCGGCCCGACGGGCAGCCUGGGCGUCUACCUCUCCAAGCCGACGCACGUCACGGCCGUCAGCAUCGAGCACACGCCACGCGUCCUGUCGCUCGACGAGGGUUCCAGCGCCCCGCGCGAAUUUGCCGUUUGGGGCAUCGUCAGCGGCGAGGCCGACAGGCGCAAGCUCGCCGCACACCGCGCCGCCAUGGCCCGGCGCGCCUACUCGUCGUCGUCGUCGUCAUCGUCGUCAUCGUCGCAGAGCGAGGCCACCGGCAGCGGGGACGGGGACGACGGCGGAUCGAUCGAUGCGGCACCGCCGCCGCCGUCGGACGCCCACGUGCUGCUCGCCACGGCCACCUACCAGCUGCACCAGGGCGCGCGGACCGUGCAGACCUUUAGCGUGCCCGCCGACGUCGUCGCGCUCGGCAUCAAGGUACCCUCGGUGCAGUUCCAGUUCCUCAGCAACCACGGCCACCCCGCCUUCACCUGCGUCUACCGCGUCAGGGUGCACGGCGACACCUAG
Pseudozyma flocculosa PF-1 is the source of this 3351-nucleotide messenger RNA. RefSeq lists its product as uncharacterized. The transcript has 2 exons. The record is from RefSeq and is a predicted model, not a curated record. Bases 1 to 3351 code for a protein of 1116 amino acids. Gene Ontology annotation, cellular component: nuclear envelope. Gene Ontology annotation, molecular function: protein-membrane adaptor activity. Lineage: Eukaryota; Fungi; Basidiomycota; Ustilaginomycetes; Ustilaginales; Ustilaginaceae. Gene Ontology annotation, biological process: nuclear envelope organization.